Messenger RNA from Anopheles stephensi (Asian malaria mosquito), 2146 nucleotides. Its product is annotated as zinc finger protein 497-like. The record is from RefSeq and is a predicted model, not a curated record. The coding region runs from base 62 to 2122 and encodes 686 amino acids. NCBI's taxonomy places the organism in Eukaryota, Metazoa, Arthropoda, Insecta, Diptera, Culicidae. Gene Ontology annotation, cellular component: nucleus. Gene Ontology annotation, biological process: regulation of DNA-templated transcription. Gene Ontology annotation, molecular function: zinc ion binding; RNA polymerase II cis-regulatory region sequence-specific DNA binding; DNA-binding transcription factor activity, RNA polymerase II-specific. The transcript has 2 exons.
UACACCUUGCGUGAAUGACAGCCGGUUGGUGACAGUUGGAUGUUUGUUUACUUUUGAAACGAUGGAAUUGCAAGCGGAAGAUGCAUCCUGUCCAAUGGAAACUUGUUGUACGUCAUCGAGGAAAGCCGUACUACGCCGGUUCUGUCGGCUUUGCAUGCGCGAACAUCCGUUUCUGCUCCCUUUCGAUGCGAAGCUAAACGAAAACACGAUCGCCAAUAUGCUCGAGCGAUUGUUGGGCGCAUUUAGGCUGGAACAAACACCGAAUCUACCGGACGGAGUCUGUCCACGCUGUGUGACGAAGCUGGACUAUGCAUACCACGUACAGAAAGAGUUGGUACGCAAUGAGCAUCGGUUGAGACACUACCAGCAGGAGGGCAAUCUGCUGUCGAAGUUGUUUGAAUAUCAAACCCAAAUCACUGUUUCGAAGGCAACCUACACGGACCGCAUGAUGGAAGAGCACGGUGACGGGUUGCUGGCAGAAAGAAUCAUGGUUGAUGAUAGCUAUGACGCACCGAACAUGCGUGAGGCCGAAUCAACGGCUGCCACUUUGUUCGACACGCUGGAACCUCCUGCCCAGUGGGCUGUUGUGGCCUGUGACUGUCCACCGAAGCCGGCAGCACGUUUUCCAAGGCGGACUGUACGCCCCACUAGCUCCGUGCGUCCCCCAAAGCAAACGCUACUCAAUCGACGUGUAUUGCGCACGAAAUUCGGUGCAGAAAAUCCAACCGAUGUGAUCGUAACACCCAUCGACCCUUGCAAAUGUUACAUAUGCAAUACCGUGCUGGAAACAGAGGAAGCACAAAGGGACCAUCUGGUGGAGCAUGUGAAUAUGCUGCCACACACGUGCCCCCAAUGUUCGCGGGAUGGUGAACAGGGCGAAGAAACGAAUAAUCCACCACUAACCUCGCUGGCAAUGUUGCAGCGCCACUAUCGAAUGCAUUCGUAUCCACUGCAGUGUCCGCACUGUCCACAACGGUUCCGGAAGCAUGCGUCGAUUUACGCACACGUUCGCUACCGGCACGAACUGUUUGAUAAUCCGGAAGGAUACACGUGUGACAUAUGUGGCGUCACGAUGCGAUACCGGCCCUCGUUCCGUUACCACAUGCGUAUUCACUAUCACGAGCAGAUGGGAACGUUCAAAUGCCAGUACUGUGAUCGUGUUUUUGGCACACGAGCCCGGCUAGAGCGGCACGAGCGGGUGCAUACUGGCGAACGACCGUACGCAUGCCAUCUGUGCCCGAAAACGUUCAUUCAUUCGGGCCAGCUAGCGACACACAUAUCGCGCCAUAACAAUGAACGCGGUCACCUGUGUGCCCAGUGCGGGAAAGCGUUCCUGAGCAAGGCCAUGUUGCGACAGCAUCAGGAGUCACACGAAACGCACUCAACGCGGAAGGUUUCCACUACGUACAAAAUGCGGCCACGACCGUGUCAGUAUGCCGGCUGUAAUCACUUGGCUCGAACGUAUCAUGCCUACUACCUGCAUCGGUUACGGCACGAAAUGGCCCAUCGGUGUGACGUCUGUGGUCGACGCUUUGCACGAGAUUGUGAAAUGAGACGGCAUCGGCGUAUCUACCACUCGUCCGAACACCCGUUCAAAUGUGAGCAGUGCAGCAAAACGUUCCUUAGCUCGCAAAGCUACCGGGAGCAUAUGGAUUCGCACGCCAACUUGCGCCGGUUUGAGUGUGAUAUUUGUGACAAAAAGUUUGUACGUCGACGCAAUCUGGUCAAUCAUCGUAUGUCCCAUAGCAACGCUCGCCCGUACCGGUGCGAGGAUUGCGAUAGCGCGACGUUCAAGUACAAGAGCGAUUUGAACCGACACCGGAAAGACAAGCAUGGGCAGCAAGCGGAGCAGGAAGCUGAUACGCUGACGCGAGACGGAGGCGUUGCCGUGGCGGAACAGAUUGUGCUGCUGAACGAGGAAGAUCCCGUGAUGGAUGGAAUGCUCAUAGAAAAUGUACCGGAAGGUAUAUUGAUAAAUGAGGACAUUGAGCUGGACGGGACGUACGGCGAAGUGAUAGAAACGGUGGAAGAGUCCAUCGUCGUGGAGCAACCGAUUGUUAGCUUCGGUAUCGAUGAGGUGACCAAGGAGGAAUAUAUUAUAGAAUAUAUUAACCAUGGGUAAAUGGCAAGAAAUCGUUUGACUGGA